AAACAAAAUAAAACAAAACAUGGGGUUCUUGGGUAAGAGUGUUUUGGUGAGUCUCAUAGCACUUUGGUGCUUCACUUCCUCGGCCUUCACCGAAGAAGUAAACCAUGUGACUCAAACCCCUUCCUCUGCUCCGGCUCCGGCUCCUUACCACCACGGCCACCACCACCCACAUCCUCCCCAUCACCACCAUCCUCACCCUCACCCCCACCCACCGGCCAAAGCCCCGAUUCCUCCACCAGCCAAACCUCCGGUCAAGCCUCCGACCAAAGCCCCAGUUAAGCCCCCAGUAAAACCCCCGGUUAAGCCACCAGCCAAAGCUCCGGUUUACCCUCCGACCAAAGCCCCUGUUAAGCCCCCAGUCAAACCCCCGGUUAUGCCACCAGUUUCACCACCAGCCAAGCCUCCGGUUAAGCCCCCGGUUUACCCUCCGACCAAAGCUCCUGUUAAGCCCCCAACUAAAGCCCCAGUUAAGCCUCCGGUUUCCCCUCCAACCAAGCCACCGGUUUCUCCUCCGGCAAAGCCACCGGUUAUGCCGCCGGUUUACCCGCCGAAGUUCAACAGAAGCCUAGUCGCCGUUAGGGGUACGGUUUACUGCAAAAGCUGCAAAUACGCUUAUGCCGACACACUCAAUGACGCUAAACCCGUUAAAGGUGCUGUGGUGAGACUAGUGUGCAAGAGCAAGAAGAAAAUAGUGGCAGAGACAACGACGGACAUGAACGGAUACUUCUGGUUAUUGGCUCCAAAGACAGUGACGAACUACGGUUUCAGAGGAUGCCGUGUGUACCUGGUGAAAUCAAACGACAAGAAAUGCAACAAAGUGUCCAAACUCUUCGGUGGAGAUGUCGGUGCCGAGCUCAAGCCGGAGAAAAGGCCGGGAAAAUCGUCGGUGGUCAUUAACAAGUUCACCUACGGGAUCUUUAACGUCGGUCCGUUUGCGUUUGACCCGGUCUGCCCCAAAUGAAUACGAUGAUGCUCUGUUACUUUCUUGAAUACGUCAUGUUCAAAGAAGUUUGAAGAGAUUUGAGAGUUAAAUGUGUUUGUGCGUUGGAAUUGUAAUGUUAGCUAGUUUUUAAGUCAAUGCUUUGGGUUUUAUAAAUGUUUCUUCAAGUGACGUUGUUAAGUUUCGUUUGAAUAAAUUAGCAGCUUCAAGAAAG
Eutrema salsugineum is the source of this 1154-nucleotide messenger RNA. RefSeq names its product non-classical arabinogalactan protein 31. The transcript has 2 exons. Lineage: Eukaryota; Viridiplantae; Streptophyta; Magnoliopsida; Brassicales; Brassicaceae. The record is from RefSeq and is a predicted model, not a curated record. Bases 20 to 961 code for a protein of 313 amino acids.